This is a messenger RNA of Aureobasidium pullulans EXF-150, 699 nucleotides long. RefSeq lists its product as uncharacterized. The transcript has a single exon. NCBI's taxonomy places the organism in Eukaryota, Fungi, Ascomycota, Dothideomycetes, Dothideales, Saccotheciaceae. Bases 1 to 699 code for a protein of 232 amino acids. The record is from RefSeq and is a predicted model, not a curated record.
AUGGAUAUCUGUCGACAGAUCACCAAACAUGUCGCCGCUCGUGUGAGCACCCUCUCACUGGUGCUAGCCCCCACCACUAACCCACGUCUCAUAUCCACAUAUCCGCCUCUAGACAGAUCAACAGAGGACUCCGAGCCGCGCCUUAUGAGCCCAACAGCCUCUGCUAUGUGGCAUCGCCGUAGAUACGCAAACGAUCCUGCUUGGCGCGAAGAGAAAAUUGAACGCAUUAUUUUAAGGGAGAAACUCAGAAUCAAAGAAGAUCCUAUUUUCAGAGCAAAAAAGCAAGCUCAGAGCGCCGCUUUUUAUGCCGAAAAACUAGAGAAGGCACCUUACUUUAAGGUCUUGAGAGACAUCCGCAACUGGAUCGAUUCCUUUCCUGCUAUACGCGAGCAGCUACAUUGGCAGUAUCACGACCUGGCCUGGAGUCCUCAGAAAGUGUCCCAUCGCUGCGCCUCUUGCAACCACAAGAGAACUAGAGGCCAAAAGUUAUGGCUUCGGCGACGCACUUGCGACUCUGAUACCGAACAAUUUGACUGCUGGGCCUGCUUCACUAGCGAUCCUCAAAGAGCCCUACCUGAAGGUUUCAAGGACAUCACAACGAUUGAACAGCUACGCGCACGUAAGAAACAGCUUUUUGGUGUGACUGUACACACACGUAGUUCAUCCUCCAGAAUUGCUUCAUUGUCAGACAGUCCGUGA